UUGGAUUCCGACACAUGUUUAUCGACACGCUGAAUCUGCUAUAUACUUUAACGAUUUUCCGAGCAUAUGUGGAGCUUUGAGAUAUCUGUCUCGACGUUGAUUAAGCGUCGUCUCGGCACUGGAAUCCGUACUUAGCGAAGAGAUAUCUAUUAGUAAUUCAGAAAGAGCAUGGUGCAUCAACUCGAUUUUACUUGUUUUUCGAUUGCAACAAGGCAAUUAAUCGCUCUCACCCCAACUUGCACUCUCAUCGUUACUGCAAGGAAGAUUUUAUAGAAGACAAUGGGUUCCAAAGAAGGCUCUAUGCGGGGUAUCCGCAUUGCCAUUGACCGCGGCGGCACAUUCACAGAUUGCGUCGGGAACCCCGGUUCCGGGCGUAUGGAGGAUGAUGUGCUAAUAAAACUACUCUCCGAAGACCCGUCCAACUAUGACGAUGCGCCACUCGAGGGCAUUCGGCGCCUCCUCGAGCGCUUCACUGGUCAAUCAAUCCCGCGCGGCACACCUCUCGACACAACGAAAAUCGAAAGUAUCCGCAUGGGCACCACGGUCGCGACGAAUGCUUUGCUAGAACGCAAGGGCGAGGAUAUCGCACUCGUGGUGACCAAAGGUUUCAAGGACUGUCUGGCAAUUGGCAAUCAGAGUAGGCCCGAUAUCUUCGAUCUGGCGAUCCGCAAGCCGGAUGUACUGUAUCAGAGGGUUGUCGAGAUUGAUGAGAGGGUUACUUUGGAGGACUACGCGGAGGACCCGGAGAGGAAGAAGACGGAGGUGAAAGCCCUGGAGGAAGCAGGUGACGAUGAGGUGUUGGUGCGGGGGCUGAGUGGGGAGGCGGUGCGAAUCUUGAAGAGACCGGAGCGAGGAGAGAUCAAGAAACAGCUACAGGACGUAUAUGACGGGGGACUGAGAAGUAUUGCGGUGUGUUUGAUGCAUGGAUAUACGUUUCCGCAUCAUGAGGCAUUGAUUGGCGAGAUCGCCAGGGAUAUCGGGUUCGAGCAUAUCAGUCUGAGUCAUGAGCUCAUGCCGAUGAUUAAACUUGUGCCACGGGCAACGUCUGCGUGUGCGGACGCGUAUUUGACGCCGGCGAUCAAAAAAUAUAUCAACGGCUUCUCGAAGGGGUUUGAGGGAGGUCUAGGAUCGAAGAGUGUGAAGGAAGAAAAGGGGGAUAAGGGGACGAGGUGUGAAUUUAUGCAGUCUGACGGUGGACUGGUGGAUGUUGAUAUCUUCUCUGGAUUGAGAGCUAUCCUGAGUGGGCCUGCUGGGGGCGUUGUUGGGUAUGCUCUCACGUCAUAUGACCCGGAGACAAAGACGCCAGUCAUAGGGUUUGAUAUGGGUGGAACGAGUACCGAUGUGAGCAGAUAUGGCGCGGGAAAGUAUGACCAUGUCUUCGAGACGACGACAGCAGGUGUUACUAUACAAUCACCGCAAUUGGAUAUCAACACUGUCGCUGCUGGAGGAGGCUCACGUCUAUUCUGGAAAAAUGGCUUGUUCGUGGUCGGUCCCGAAUCAGCCAGUGCUCAUCCAGGUCCAGCCUGCUAUCGGAAAGGUGGUCCUCUCACAAUUACCGAUGCCAACUUAUUCCUGGGAAGACUUCUUCCGGAUUUUUUCCCCAAGAUUUUUGGAAAGAACGAGGACGAAGGGCUUGACCCAGAAGCCAGUGUGAAGCUCUUCGAAGAACUUGCCGAGCAAAUCAAUAAAGAAAAUGCUGGUGGUAACAAAGACAAGGAGAUGACUAUGGAUGAAAUCGCGUAUGGUUUCAUCAAGAUCGCAAACGAGACCAUGACUCGGCCUAUUAGAUCUCUGACAGAAGCUCGGGGGCAUGAUACAUCGAGACACAGACUUGCUACAUUCGGAGGUGCUGGAGGCCAACAUGCCGUGGCCAUUGCUGAGGCCUUAGGCAUAACCCAGAUCCUCAUCCACAAGUACUCGUCCGUGUUGUCCGCAUACGGCAUGGCGUUAGCUGACGUGGUGGAUGAACGACAAGAGCCAGAAUCGAAGAUCUGGUCUGACGAAGGGGAUACCCGUGAAUACUUGCAAAAGAAAAUGAAAGAUCUCAAAAAUAGAUCGACAGAAACACUGAAGGAUCAAGGCUUCACCGAGAAGCAGAUCGAGUUUGAGGAGUACCUGAACCUCCGUUACCGAGGCACCGAAUCUGCACUCAUGAUUAUUAAGCCCACCAAAGAAGAAGUCGAGGGGGAGUUCGACGGCGAUGACUGGGCCUUUGGUAAAGCGUUCGUUAAACAGCACGAACAGGAAUUCGGCUUCACACUUCCUGACCGCGAUAUCAUCAUUGACGACGUGCGCGUCCGUGGCAUCGGCAAGAAUUUCGCCGGCAUGGAAAAGACAGUUGACAAGCAACUCAGAGAGGUCACGCCUAAGGAUAUUGGAUCUGACAGGAAGAAGUACGGAUCUCGGAAAGUGUAUUUCGAGGGCGGAAGGCAGGAGACUCCGAUCUACAAACUUGAAGAUCUGGAAGUUGGUGAUAGGGUUCAAGGACCUGCAAUUCUGGCAGAUGGGACCCAGACGAUUGUCGUCACCCCAGGCUCGAGUGCGCUGAUGAUCGAAACGCACGUUGUUAUCAAUAUUGGUGAGAGUGAUCGGUCGGAAAGAAAAUUGGACACGAAGGAGGUGGAUCCGAUCAUGUUGAGUAUCUUUGCUCAUCGUUUCAUGGCUAUUGCGGAGCAGAUGGGGCGUGCGUUGCAGAAAACAAGUGUGAGUACGAAUGUCAAAGAGAGACUGGACUAUUCUUGUGCAUUGUUUGAUUCUGAUGGUGGGCUUGUGGCAAACGCACCACAUCUGCCUGUCCAUCUUGGUAGUAUGUCAACAUGCGUACGCAAACAAGCUGAGAUCUGGAAAGGGAAGUUGAAGAGAGGCGACGUACUCGUGUCAAAUCACCCCUUGUAUGGCGGUACGCAUCUGCCAGACAUCACUGUGAUUACUCCAGCUUUCAAUGGCGACAAUAUCGUUUUUUAUGUUGCGUCCCGCGCCCAUCACGCGGAUAUCGGUGGCAUCUUACCUGGAUCGAUGCCUCCACAUAGCCGGGAGCUCUUUCAAGAAGGUGCCGCCAUCAAGUCCGAAAAGUUAGUAUCCGAAGGCCAUUUUAACGAAGAACGGAUUAUCGAACUAUUGCACAAGGAGCCAGCUCAAUAUCCCGGAUGCAGUGGUACGAGAUGUCUACCGGAUAACUUGAAUGAUUUGAAGGCACAAAUCGCAGCCAACAAGAAAGGAAUUAUCCUCAUUGAAAGUCUCAUUGGUGACUACGGCGAAGAUGUAGUCCAAUUCUACAUGCGUAGUAUCCAGCACAAUGCCGAACUCACUGUGCGAAGCUUGCUUAAGGAUGUCAGCAAGCGCUUUCAAGGCCGAGAUCUAUCUGCCGUCGACUACAUGGACGAUGGAAGCCCCAUCAAACUCAAUAUCAAAAUCGAUGCCCAGAAAGGCGAGGCGGUCUUCGACUUCGCCGGAACAGGCCCUGAAGUCUACGGUAACACCAACGCCCCCAGCGCCAUCACCUACUCCGCCAUAAUCUACUGUCUCCGCACACUUAUCUCCGAUUCUAUCCCCCUAAACCAAGGCUGCCUCGCCCCAAUCACAAUACACAUUCCACCCUCUUCAUUCCUCGCACCUUCCGGCUCCGCCGCUGUCGUCGGCGGCAAUGUGCUCACAUCCCAACGCGUCACUGACGUCGUGCUGCGCGCUUUCAACGCUGCUGCCGCGUCGCAAGGAGAUUGCAACAAUCUGACCUUUGGCUUUGGCGGGAACCCCUCUGAUGGUAGCGCGGAGGUCAAAGGCUUCGGAUAUUACGAGACGAUCGCAGGCGGAUCAGGCGCAGGCGAGACGUGGGACGGCACGAGUGGGGUGCACACGCAUAUGACGAACACACGAAUAACUGAUAGCGAGGUGUUCGAGCGGCGAUAUCCAGUCAUCUUGCGAGAAUUCAGCUUGAGAGACGGCAGUGGGGGCGAGGGCUUGCACAAGGGUGGAGAUGGGGUUGUGCGAGACAUUGAGUUCAGAAUCCCGGUCCAGGUCAGCAUACUGAGCGAAAGGAGGGUGUAUAGGCCGUAUGGGUUGGAGGGAGGAGAGGAUGCGCAGUGUGGGAUGAAUGUUUGGGUGCGGAGGGUGAAUAGAGAUGGCGAUGCGGAGGCAGAUCACAAGGAGGAUAUUCGCACGGACGGGGAGACGACGGACCGAGAGAGUGUGGAAUUCAGGUAUAUCAACAUGGGCGGGAAGAACACGGCGAGCAUGAAGCCUGGCGAGAGGAUUAUUGUAAUGACGCCUGGCGGUGGUGGGUGGGGGAAGAAAGGGGGCGAGCGCAAGGCUGUGAGGAAAGAUGAUCCUAAGCACUCGUGGAAAGGCGGAAGUAUUGCUGAGAGACAGGCCGCUGGUGAAGCGUCGGCUUGAGCUGUACCAAGAGACGAGGAAGAAUUUGGCAGCAAGUAUGGAUCUGAUUCAUUACUUGCAGAAAGAAGGAGUGGUGUUGAUAGAACUAUUCUGUCCUUUUAUUUUGAAGUAUG
Messenger RNA from Pseudovirgaria hyperparasitica, 4502 nucleotides. RefSeq lists its product as uncharacterized. Gene Ontology annotation, cellular component: cytosol. Gene Ontology annotation, molecular function: 5-oxoprolinase (ATP-hydrolyzing) activity. The record is from RefSeq and is a predicted model, not a curated record. Bases 280 to 4389 code for a protein of 1369 amino acids. Gene Ontology annotation, biological process: glutathione metabolic process. Lineage: Eukaryota; Fungi; Ascomycota; Dothideomycetes; Acrospermales; Acrospermaceae. The transcript has 4 exons.